Messenger RNA from Suillus bovinus, 1017 nucleotides. RefSeq names its product putative methyltransferase-domain-containing protein. The record is from RefSeq and is a predicted model, not a curated record. Lineage: Eukaryota; Fungi; Basidiomycota; Agaricomycetes; Boletales; Suillaceae. The transcript has 6 exons. Bases 1 to 1017 code for a protein of 338 amino acids.
AUGUCUAUGAUAUUCACCAACGGUGUAUGCUAUGGAAAUGACAACGGACUGUUAGCUUUACUGAAGGGAUAUUCUGCAUUGAUUCCUCCACUCCAUCUUAAAUUUCCUGUUCAAUGUUCAUUUACUGAGGUACACACUUUUCUUUUACACCAGGUUUUGCUCGACCAGCACUUGGAGCAGUAUCCACCUUCUGGGAGAUACCAGCAUUCAUUUUGGAAGUGGGCAAUUGAACACCUCGAACGAAUGGACAAAGACUCGGACGAAGAGGACGGCGAGAUCGACACACGAAUUUAUGACCGUUAUUUAUUCCUUAUGUCGGGUUCAAUCGGUCCUGGUGCUCCCCCACCGGACUCAUAUAUGACAUAUUACUGGAAGCCUUCAAGUUCACUUGGUUCUGCCAAUAGAAACAGUCACGAGACCAUAACAUUACUCGAGUCUCGCACCACCAUCGAGAGCGGAACGACAGGGCUUAGGACCUGGUAUGCAAGCUUCGUCCUUGCCAGUUAUCUCAUUGUGAAUGCCGACAUUAUUCGUGAUCAAACGGUCCUCGAGCUUGGUUGCGGAUCUGGUUUUCUUGGGAUUAUUGUGGCGACAAUACAACAAAAAUUUAACGAGCGUCAUCAAUCACGUCGUCAGCCGUUGCCUGCAGUACUGCUGACUGAUGUGAAUGCCGCAGUGCUUUCAAGGUGUCGCGACAAUAUCCAACUUCGUUGCAAUCAGUCAUCAAAUCACCCAAAUAUCACCUUCUCCACUCUUGACUGGUUCGAUGCCCUUUCCCUACCCGGUGAGAACGUGAUGAAAGCAUUUUUAUCCAAAGCGAACGUGGGCGUUGUGAUUGGUGCUGAUGUAGUAUUUGACCCAAUUCUGGUCCCACCUCUAGUUGCAACAUUGCGCCUUGCACUUUCCUUCGAGAGCACUCGAAUGGUAGUGGUGGCGCUAACAGUCAGAAAUGAGCAGACUCUUGCGCAUUUUGUGACAGAGGCCGGUGAGCAGUCCUCGACCUUUGUCGUGUGGUGA